This is a messenger RNA of Acanthosepion pharaonis, 876 nucleotides long. NCBI's taxonomy places the organism in Eukaryota, Metazoa, Mollusca, Cephalopoda, Sepiida, Sepiidae. The record is from the annotation of a GenBank genome assembly.
AUGUUCAUAUCUAUCUAUCUAUCUAUCUAUCUAUCUUCCUAUGUCUGUAUCACUUUGAAAAUAUGUUCAUAUCUAUCUAUCUAUCUAUCUAUCUAUCUAUCUAUCUUUCUUUCUUCCUAUGUCUGUAUCACUUUGAAAAUAUGUUCAUAUCUAUCUAUCUAUCUAUCUAUCUAUCUUUCUUCCUAUGUCUGUAUCACUUUGAAAAUAUGUUCAUAUCUAUCUAUCUAUCUAUCUUUCUUUCUAUGUCUGUAUCACUUUGAAAAUAUGUUCAUAUCUAUCUAUCUAUCUAUCUAUCUAUGUCUGUAUCACUUUGAAAAUAUGUUCAUAUCUAUCUAUCUAUCUAUCUAUCUUUCUUUCUAUGUCUGUAUCACUUUGAAAAUAUGUUCAUAUCUAUCUAUCUAUCUUUCUUUCUAUGUCUGUAUCACUUUGAAAAUAUGUUCAUAUCUAUCUAUCUAUCUAUCUAUCUAUCUUUCUUUCUAUGUCUGUAUCACUUUGAAAAUAUGUUCAUAUCUAUCUAUCUAUCUAUCUAUCUAUCUUUCUUCCUAUGUCUGUAUCACUUUGAAAAUAUGUUCAUAUCUAUCUAUCUAUCUAUCUAUCUUAUUAUGUCUGUAUCACUUUGAAAAUAUGUUCAUAUCUAUCUAUCUAUCUAUCUAUCUAUGUCUGUAUCACUUUGAAAAUAUGUUCAUAUCUAUCUAUCUAUCUUUCUUCCUAUGUCUGUAUCACUUUGAAAAUAUGUUCAUAUCUAUCUAUCUAUCUAUCUAUCUAUCUAUCUAUCUAUGUCUGUAUCACUUUGAAAAUAUGUUCAUAUCUAUCUAUCUAUCUAUCUAUAUCUGUAUCAAUUUGAAAAUAUGUUCAUAUCUAUCUAUCACAUUGUAA